UGCAGCAGGGUCAGCGGGCGUGCCUUGAGGGCACCCCAUAUCCGCCUCAUAUUUGGGCUGGAUAUGAGGGGUGCUGGUCAGUCCGGGCGUUUGAGGCAUGUUUAAGGCGUCCGUUUGGAUCAAAUUUUCGCGAACGGAUAGCGAUUGGACGGGCCGUCCAAACGUAUAAGACGGGUUUGAGAGGUUCGGCUGUAGGUGCUCCUACUUUCUUUUUUCAGAACAUCUCACAGCUUAUCUAAUCCUCAAUUUCUCAUCAUGUAUAUAAAAAAAAAUUCCUCAAUUCCUCAUCCUCAGAUCCAAAAUUUCCCCCUUCGUCCCUCUCCGCUCCCCCGAUCUAAUUUGAUUCACCAAGCCAGCGACCAUGGUGCGAAGGCACGCGGCGGGAGCGCGACCCCAGGCCGGAGGCGGCAGCCUCCCCACAGGAGUGGUGAUACGAGGGGUAGAUACUAGAGGCAGCGAGCUCUGUUGCUUGACCGGCGUGAUGGUCAGGCGCGGCGAGCUUAGAGGGAAGACACUGAGAUUAGGCAUUGGCUGUCGCUCGCUAGUGGAGCGUCGCCAGCCGUCCAUGCUGCGGCGGCCCGGCUUCGUUGAUCCCUCCUAGUUGGUACAGCCGCGCUGGAGUAGAAGCCAGCGGCAGCAGCUGCAGCGGAGAUUCAGUGAUGCAUCCCUGUGGCUGCACCUUCUCUGUGCACGAAGGAUGUCUUGGCCAGCCGGUAAUUAACCAAGCUGAUUAGGCGAGCCGGCCGGAGGUCUCCAGGUCAGGCAAGUUCCUCCUCCACGCAGUCCAAACAAGCCCUCACGAAUCCAGUGCCCUGUUAUGAGGACAGAGAAGAAAUCUGCAGAUUCGAGUCACCAUGAGUAUAUCUGGUACUAUUGGGGUCAUCAGUGGCAUUAACGAAUGUGUCAAUUUGUUUCAGUGGGCAAGGUCUUCUAUUUCAUCUCUGCACUCCCGAUGGAGUGGUAAGCAAGAGCAAAAUCUUCAGGAUGAGGUACUGCACUUGCAGAGUGGCCUACAAUGUCUUAGUGAUACUCUUCCGGCAAUGUACAACCUCAUUGAUCGGGCGGAGUGGAGGAGCCACAAACACUGUGUGGCCGAGCUCCUUCCAAAAUUCAGUGAUGCGGUGUAUGAUGCGGAGGACAUUCUUGAUGAGUUCAGGUGGUAUGAGCAGAAAGUGACAGUGGAGGGCAUUGCAAGCCAAUCUGCUUUUAUUGAUUUCUUUAACUGUGUCAUUCAGGGCAGUUUCAACAAAGUGAAGGAUAUCCAGAAAAGGCUGGAGAAUCUUUCUAAUCUGCUCGAGAAGAUGGGCUUGGGUGAAGCGACACCACGUUUUGACAAAUCAGUCAGGCCAGAGACUAGUUCUUUUCCUAUUGAGACAAUAAUGUUUGGCCGUGAUCAGGAGUUGACUCAGGUGAUAGAAUUGCUAGUUGUAAGAGAAGGUGAUAGUACCACGAAAGCUCAUUCCAAAGGGAAGAGAGAAUGCCGCACAAUCAAUUCAUCAAAAAGAACUUUAGCAACAAUCAACCAUGUUUGUAAUGAACAAGAAAAUGGCCUUGCUGUUUUGCCAAUAGUUGGAAUUGGGGGUGUUGGGAAAACCACUAUGGCUCAACAUAUCUACCAACAAGUGAAGCCUCAUUUCAAAAAGACAAUUUGGCUUUCUGUCUCAGAUGACUUUGACGUCAAGAGGUUAACUAAAGAAGCCUUGCAAUCCAUUUCUGGAGAGGAAAGCACUGGCCAGUUGGACUCGCUUCAACAUGCUCUUCAUAAAACUGUGUGCCAGAAAAAGUUACUUAUUGUCCUUGAUGAUUUGUGGGACGAUGCCUUGAAGGAGAAUGGGCAAUCUUGGAAGAGAUUCUGUGCACCUUUAAAAAAUGUGAGGAAGGGAAGCAUCAUGUUGGUCACCACUAGGUCUCAAAAGGUUGCUGAUGGAGUGCGCACAAUGAAGACAUUGAAAUUAAAUGGCUUGAAAGAUGAUGUCUUUUGGAAUUUCUUCAAACUAUGCAUGUUUGGAUCCGAGAGGUUUAGCAAUGAUCAUGAGUUAGAGCAAAUUGGUAGAAGCAUACUUCCUAAGCUGAAGGGUUCUCCUUUAGCUGCAAAAACUCUUGGACGCCUGCUAAGGAUGAACCGUCACACAACAUAUUGGAAUAAUGUUCUAGAGAGUGAAUUGUGGGAGUUAAGGCAACAGGAGGAUGACAUUUUGCCAGCCCUUCGGUUGAGCUACAUGUACUUACCAUUCUACCUAAAGAGAUGUUUCUCAUUAUGUGGUGUGUACCCUAAAGAUCAUGAAUUUGAGAAGGAUUAUUUAGCUGAAAUUUGGGUGGCGGAAGGCUUUGUGGAACCUCAGGGGGACAUUCCAAUUCAGGAUAUUGCUAGUCAGUACUUUGAAGAUCUUGUAAGUCGAUCUUUCUUUCAGAAAGUACACGGAGCAUAUGUAAUCCAUGACUUGCUUCAUGACAUGGUCCAAAUGGUUUCAAAGAAUGAUUGCUUCAUAUUAAAAAAUGUGAACGAAUUCCAAAAAAUUCCUAAGAAUGUUCGUCACCUAUCAGUACUCUCUAACCCAAAGUUUGACUAUUCAAAGCUGUUAAGCCUAUGCAAGCAUGAGAAGCUGCGUACCCUGAUUUGCAACAUGCCCUUGGAGGAUAAAGUUGUAGCACCUGUAAUGGAUCAUUGGUGUACUGAACUUGGGCGUAUGCGCGUGAUUAUUUGUGCCUCUACAACUGGGUUACCGGGUAGUGUUUGCAACUUGAAGCAUCUUCGGUACCUUGAAAUCUCCAGAGCUUCUCCUUUGAAGAGCCUUCCUUCAACGUUCUGUUGCCUCUAUAAUUUGCAGAUUCUUUAUAUUGGGGAAUGCAAGAUAGAAAGUUUACCCAGUGACUUCGAUAAGUUGAUCAGCUUGAGGAGAAUUGAAUUAUGUGGAUUCCGAUAUUAUCUAGAGUAUCAACUAAACUGCGAUGCACUAGAAGCUGAACAAAAAAAGAGAUAUCUUCACGGUCUAUAA
This is a messenger RNA of Aegilops tauschii subsp. strangulata, 2996 nucleotides long. The record is from RefSeq and is a predicted model, not a curated record. Lineage: Eukaryota; Viridiplantae; Streptophyta; Magnoliopsida; Poales; Poaceae.